AUGAUAAAGUUUGCAGUGGGAAUAAUAUGCUACUACAUUGUGUACUGUGCUUAUCACGUGUAUCAAAAUGUAAGAACCCCCAUAUAUGAAUACGCAAAGGAUGUGAAAAAAAACGAAAAGGACCAGGAAGGAUUACACGUGGGGGAGAAAUAUAUUCAUAGAGCAUUCACAAAUUUCCUUAAACAAAAGGAUAAAGUGGAUUAUCACCUGUAUAUGUCGUGUGAAGAAAAUAUUGACUUGAAUAGAUACGUAAGUGAGAAAGACAAAUUUUUGGAAAAAAAUAAAAAUUUUAUUAAUGUGCAUAAUUUUAACAACAUAUCAUAUGAUUGGAAUUAUAGUGAUCCUGUAGAAGGAGAAACAAAGUGGUGGAACUUCCUGUCGCCGAGGAAGUAUCGUUCCGUUGAGGUAACCAUCCCAAGUAGUCUCAUAAAGAAGAACAAAGAAAUUUACCUCCACAUACUUACCUACGUGAAUGGAGAACUCUACAGGCAUGGGUUCGUCACUAGUAUACUGACGAGGGAAAAAGUCGGGGCAAAGAAGUCGACUGCCAAGGAGAAGUACCUCUGGGAGCGCCUCCUAGAAGAGGAAGAAGAAAUGGACGACUAUAACGAUGAUGGGAAUGAUGACAUGGAAGAAAGUGAAGAUGAUAAUGAUAAUGAUGAUGAGGACGAAGAAAAUGAACAGAAGACACAGACAGAUGACUCGUCAAACGAUAGGCAAAGGAAAAGCGUGAGCAAACAGACCCAGGAAGGAGUAAAAAAAAAAAAUAAUAAAAUGAAAGCAAAAAAAAGGCCAGUAAAAAAAAAAAAAAAAAAAAAAAAAAAAAAUUUUUACAUUCCCAAGAAAGUCAAAUUUGGGCCUGUCAUCGAGCAUAAUGAUAUUAACGUAAAUAAAAUUGGAUUUUUCUCCAACAUAUUUCUGGAUACAGAAAAUAGUGUGUACCUUUUGCCAACCUACUACAAUGAUCAUCUAACCCCGGAAGAUGAAUAUGAACUAUUGCAAAUAGUAUGGGAGGGAGAGAAGGAAGAUGUAAUUGCAAGGAAAAGAAAAAAAAAUAACACACAACAUGAUCAUGUGACCAAGUCGGAUGACAACUAUACGCAUCGUGGAAAUAUUAUCGAAAUUGAGUUAUCCCCAAUUAGCCUCCCCCAGUUCAAUCUGUACAACAUUAUCCUGUUCAACAUAAAUUACGCGAAAGAAAAAUAUAAAUUUGUAACUUACGAUUUGGAUAACUUGAUCAUACACUUUUGUGGAAAUAUAUAUUUGUGCCUCAUCAUAUUUAUUCUUUGUUUCAUCCUUUUGUUAAUGGAUCUCAUGGCUCUAUUAUUUGAUUGGUCUAGAUGGAACAGGGUGAAUGACUUAUAUUCCUUCCCAUCCUAUACCGUUCAUUUUAAGUUAAUCUUUACCUUGUUCAUAUUUCUUUAUUUGAAAAAUAAAAAUAGUUGCAAUAUAUUGAUGGUGUUUUGCGUGGCGAAGAUGGCCGUUUGCCUUUGGAAGUUACUGGACCAUUACGACAUUGAAUUUAUGGAAAUUCAUCCUUACGUGCGCAUUACGAGGAAUAUCGAGGAGAUCAGUAAUAUCGGCGAAAGGGGAAAUGAAAAUCAAAGCAUCGACAAGGGUGCCAUUAUACAAAAAAAUCAGUUUCGGACUGAAUUGGAGAACAUUGAAACAUAUAUAAAAAUGAAGAUGCCAAAUGUGAUGUUCUGCACAGUAGUAUCCAUGUGUGCAUACAAUUUUAUAUACACUCAGUAUGAAUCAAUUUACGCCUUCAUUAUUCACUCGAUUGCUAUUUGUUCAUAUAUUUUUAACUUCGUAUUUAUGUGCCCCCAGAUUGUCCGAAAUUAUUACACCAGAACGGUGGAGCGUGUUCCCCUAUUUUUUCUCUUCUUCCUUUUUUUAUAUGCACUCAUGGAUGAUCUGUUUGUGCUCGUGCUCCGCAUACCCCUUGUGCACAAGUGGAACGCACUAGGUGAUGAUAUCGUGUUUUUUAUAUUUUUCGUUCAAUAUUGUGUAUAUAAGAAGGGAAAGUCCCGGGUGGGCUCCGGCGAGGUGGCCGCGGCACCCCAGGGCGCCAAGCCGCAGCGCGAGUCUAAAAAGAAGAAGUGA
Molecule: messenger RNA, 2106 nt
Organism: Plasmodium knowlesi strain H
Lineage: Eukaryota; Apicomplexa; Aconoidasida; Haemosporida; Plasmodiidae
Product: serpentine receptor, putative
Exons: 1
Coding region: 1-2106 (701 amino acids)
Cellular component (GO): membrane; endomembrane system
Source: RefSeq, a predicted model, not a curated record